Messenger RNA from Sclerotinia sclerotiorum 1980 UF-70, 132 nucleotides. RefSeq lists its product with no specific name. Bases 1 to 132 code for a protein of 43 amino acids. The record is from RefSeq and is a predicted model, not a curated record. Lineage: Eukaryota; Fungi; Ascomycota; Leotiomycetes; Helotiales; Sclerotiniaceae. The transcript has a single exon.
AUGCCUUCCAGCGACUCAGAAGUCGAACUUACAAUUUUCGAGGUCCGCCCUGGUGUGUACGCCAUCACUUCAAACUACCCUUUUCCACCAAAUCCACCACCAAAUCCAUCACCACCACCACCAACUUCCUAA